Messenger RNA from Myotis myotis, 5030 nucleotides. RefSeq names its product glutamate ionotropic receptor delta type subunit 2 (gene GRID2). Lineage: Eukaryota; Metazoa; Chordata; Mammalia; Chiroptera; Vespertilionidae. Gene Ontology annotation, biological process: monoatomic ion transport; synaptic transmission, glutamatergic; modulation of chemical synaptic transmission. The transcript is spliced from 16 exons. Gene Ontology annotation, molecular function: transmitter-gated monoatomic ion channel activity involved in regulation of postsynaptic membrane potential; glutamate-gated receptor activity. The record is from RefSeq and is a predicted model, not a curated record. The coding region runs from base 171 to 3194 and encodes 1007 amino acids. Gene Ontology annotation, cellular component: plasma membrane; postsynaptic membrane.
UUCGCCCUGCCAUCCUCGGCGAGUCAAGGCUUCGCUCUGGCAGGAGGAAUUUCGGGGGGAAGAGAAAAAGCUGUGCUCAACUCCAUCGUGACCUCAAACUCUCUGGACUGUGCGUGUUGAAAUCAUCUGGAAAGAAGAGCCGCCGUCCAAGAAAGCCAGCAGCGGAGGAGAUGGAAGUUUUCCCCUUGGUCUUGGUGUUGUCCGUGUGGUGGUCUCGAACCUGGGACGCCGGGAAUGCGGAUUCGAUCAUCCACAUCGGAGCAAUUUUUGAUGAAUCUGCCAAAAAGGAUGAUGAGGUGUUUCGCACAGCAGUUGGUGACCUCAACCAGAAUGAGGAGAUCUUACAGACUGAGAAAAUCACAUUUUCAGUGACAUUUGUUGAUGGCAACAACCCAUUUCAAGCGGUUCAAGAAGCCUGUGAACUUAUGAAUCAAGGCAUCUUGGCUCUGGUCAGCUCCAUUGGCUGCACAUCAGCAGGAUCCCUCCAGUCUUUGGCAGAUGCUAUGCAUAUCCCCCACCUCUUCAUCCAGCGAGCAACAGCUGGGACCCCAAGGAGUGGCUGUGGACUCACCCGGAGCAACAGGAAUGAUGACUACACACUCUCUGUUCGCCCACCUGUCUACUUAAAUGAGGUUAUCCUGAGAGUGAUCACAGAAUAUGCCUGGCAGAAAUUCAUCAUAUUCUAUGACAGUGAAUAUGAUAUCCGUGGAAUACAAGAGUUUCUGGACAGAGUAUCUCAGCAGGGGAUGGAUGUUGCACUUCAAAAGGUAGAAAACAACAUCAAUAAAAUGAUCACCACUCUCUUUGAUACCAUGAGAAUCGAGGAACUGAAUCGCUAUCGAGACACUCUUAGGAGAGCCAUCCUCAUUAUGAAUCCCGCCACAGCCAAAUCCUUCAUUACUGAGGUUGUGGAGACUAAUUUGGUUGCUUUUGACUGUCACUGGAUCAUUAUAAAUGAGGAAAUAAAUGACAUGGAUGUACAAGAACUUGUAAGAAGGUCAAUUGGAAGGCUAACUAUCAUUCGGCAGACAUUCCCAGUCCCCCAGAAUAUAAGUCAGCGAUGUUUCCGUGGCAACCAUCGAAUAUCUUCAACAUUGUGUGAUCCAAAAGACCCAUUUGCUCAGAAUAUGGAGAUUUCAAACCUUUACAUCUAUGACACGGUGCUUCUGCUUGCUAAUGCUUUCCAUAAGAAGCUGGAGGACCGGAAGUGGCACAGCAUGGCGAGCCUGUCAUGCAUCAGGAAGAACUCCAAGCCCUGGCAGGGGGGGCGGUCCAUGCUGGAAACCAUCAAGAAGGGUGGAGUUAGUGGGUUGACUGGAGAGCUAGAAUUUGGAGAAAAUGGAGGCAAUCCCAACGUCCACUUUGAAAUUCUUGGAACCAAUUAUGGAGAGGAGCUUGGCCGAGGCAUUCGCAAACUUGGGUGCUGGAAUCCUGUCACAGGGCUGAACGGGUCGCUGACUGACAAGAAACUGGAGAAUAACAUGCGCGGCGUGGUCCUCCGCGUGGUGACCGUGCUGGAAGAACCUUUUGUAAUGGUCUCUGAAAAUGUCCUGGGUAAGCCCAAGAAAUACCAGGGCUUCUCCAUUGAUGUUUUGGAUGCCUUAUCUAACUACCUGGGAUUUAACUACGAUAUUUAUGUUGCACCGGAUCACAAAUAUGGAAGCCCACAGGAAGAUGGAACAUGGAAUGGCUUGGUAGGAGAACUAGUCUUUAAGAGAGCGGACAUAGGGAUUUCUGCUUUAACCAUCACCCCAGAUCGAGAGAAUGUGGUGGACUUUACAACACGUUACAUGGACUACUCAGUGGGAGUACUACUUCGAAGAGCUGAAAAGACAGUGGAUAUGUUUGCCUGUCUUGCACCAUUCGAUCUCUCUCUAUGGGCUUGCAUUGCUGGCACAGUCCUUCUUGUGGGGCUUCUGGUCUACCUUUUGAAUUGGCUUAAUCCCCCACGAUUACAAAUGGGAUCAAUGAGUUCUACUACUCUCUACAACUCCAUGUGGUUUGUGUAUGGAUCCUUUGUACAGCAAGGUGGGGAGGUUCCAUACACAACUCUGGCUACCCGAAUGAUGAUGGGGGCUUGGUGGCUAUUUGCUUUGAUUGUCAUCUCAUCUUACACAGCAAACCUUGCUGCUUUCCUCACUAUCACCCGCAUUGAAAGCUCCAUCCAGUCUCUCCAGGACCUUUCCAAGCAGACAGACAUUCCUUACGGCACGGUCCUGGACUCUGCAGUGUAUGAGCAUGUGCGUAUGAAGGGAAUGAAUCCUUUUGAGAGGGACAGCAUGUAUUCCCAAAUGUGGCGGAUGAUCAACCGAAGCAAUGGAUCAGAGAAUAAUGUUCUGGAGUCCCAAGCAGGCAUUCAAAAGGUAAAAUAUGGAAACUAUGCUUUUGUGUGGGAUGCAGCUGUAUUGGAGUAUGUGGCUAUCAAUGACCCAGAUUGCUCCUUUUAUACCAUUGGGAACACUGUUGCUGAUCGGGGAUAUGGAAUUGCAUUGCAGCAUGGCAGUCCUUACCGGGAUGUUUUCUCACAAAGGAUCCUGGAGCUUCAGCAGAAUGGCGACAUGGACAUCCUGAAGCACAAGUGGUGGCCAAAGAACGGCCAGUGUGACCUGUACUCCUCAGUGGACACAAAGCAGAAAGGAGGUGCCCUGGACAUAAAGAGCUUCGCAGGGGUUUUCUGCAUCCUGGCUGCUGGGAUUGUCCUCUCCUGCUUGAUAGCCAUGCUGGAGACGUGGUGGAACAAGAGGAAAGGCUCCAGGGUCCCAUCCAAAGAGGAUGACAAGGAAAUUGACCUGGAGCACCUCCAUAGACGUGUAAAUAGCUUGUGCACAGAUGACGACAGCCCCCAUAAACAGUUUUCCACCUCGUCAAUUGACUUGACCCCUCUGGACAUUGACACUUUGCCAACACGACAAGCACUGGAGCAAAUCAGUGAUUUCAGGAACACUCAUAUUACCACAACCACCUUUAUCCCAGAGCAGAUCCAGACUCUUAGCCGCACACUGUCAGCUAAAGCUGCCUCUGGUUUCGCUUUUGGCAAUGUGCCUGAGCACCGAACUGGCCCUUUUAGGCACAGGGCACCUAAUGGGGGCUUUUUCAGGAGUCCUAUAAAAACAAUGUCAUCUAUUCCUUAUCAACCAACUCCUACCCUGGGGCUCAAUCUGGGUAGCGAUCCAGACCGAGGCACCUCCAUAUGAGCAUCAAACAAAAAUCUCUUCACUGUUUCUUUUGUAGGACUCCCUUUGCAAGGAGCAACUGUAAUGUUGUGGGACUAACAUGGAUGUAACAUUUUUCUUUUUAAUCAGGAUUAUUAGUAACAAUUCUAGCUCUCCCUCCUCCCUCUUCUAUUUCUGUCUCUCUCUCUCUCUCUUUUUCCCUCUCUUCUGAUACAUCUCCUUCUGCUAUUAUUCAUUACUCUAUUUGUUCCCCCAGAAUAUAGUGUACUAGGAUCCAAUUAGUCCGCUUUUCAUAUACUGUACUUCAAGUAUAGGAAAUGUGCACUGGGAAUACUAAACGUAUAUAUGCAGGAUUAAUUUUACAUAAAGGCCUCUUACGUAACAUUUCUCUAUUUUUUGAAGAUAUAAUUGCAAUAACUUCAGUCUUUUACAUUCUUCUGCUGCAUCCAUACAAUGCUCCACUGCUGUUCAGUGUCCUUUAACUGUGGACCAAAGGCAACCCCUGCAGUGUCUAUAAAAUACUUCAAAGACCAUUCAGGCCACAUAAUAUGAGAAUGCAAUUUUGUAGGAUUACAAAAAAAGCCAUUAAUAUGCCAGUCAAGACUACAGUUAAAAUUACUCUUGCACUGCAACAGUGCAUAUGACCUUUAUGUGAUUGUACAGUAUUAAAAGUUUUUUCUUAUGUACAGUAAACUUUAUCAUAUGGCAGAAGCCUCUAUUGUGUUAAAUAAAUUAGUAUCUCAUACAUAUACAUAUAUAUGCACCUAUAUAAUGUGUAUAUAUAUUGAAAGGCGGCCAUUGCUAUUGCAAUUCAUUUAAUAAAGCUUUAGUUUUAAAAAAAAAAAGUAUUGUAUACAGGAACUAUGUAUAGUGCAGGGGGUCUUUUCAGUUAGAAAAGGCAGGUUGCUUUAAUGUUAUUCUGAUUCGCAUUGUUUGCCAACAGAGAAUAUUUUAUACUUUUGUUAUUAAAACAUCCAGAGCGAUUUACUAUUUGUUCCUAGAUGUAACUCAUUUGAAUAGGUUUUGCAUUUGUUACUCAGCAGUGCAUAAAGCUAACCUUGGUAAUAAUUUUACUUUUAAUUCAUUAUCUAAAUGGGGAAAGCGAUUAGCCGAACCACAUCCGCAACAGCACAUAGAGCUCUAUGAGAGUUUAAACAUAGAUCAUUGAAGGUUGAUAAAGUCUCUUCCAAAGCAGUAAGCCAAUUAACACAACUGUAGUUGGGGAGAGGUGGGAGCCCUGAAGAAAUAUUGAUGUGGCCUUAAUUACCGUCAUACGUUAUCUUAAAAAAGAAAAUAUAAUAACCAUACUGGGCUCUCUACUAAACCCCCUUUUUUAUUUGGUUCUAUUUGGAGGAGUUACGUAUUUUCUACAUUAGUGCCAAGUGUCUAGAAGGAUGACAGCAAAAACAGUGCCUCUUUGUGCACAACCCUUUUAAAGCAGCAUUCUUACCUGUUAGAGAUGUAAAAUGAACUUUGUUUGUAAUCCUUAAAUUAAAACGUGAUAAGUAGGAAGCGAGAACUUAUCCUGUGUUCUUAGCAGCCAUACACUUAUUUUACUCUAAUUCAUUCUGUGGCUAGGAUUGAUGUAGGAACCAACGUAUGUGAUUUGCUUUAGAAGAAAUUAAAAAGUAUAUUCUUAAGGUAUAUUAUAUUUUGAUGCUAAUUCUGUUCUGGGGAGCAUCUUGUACUGUCACUGUUUUUGUACUAAAUCUUCAAAUAUUGUCUACUGUGUAAGGCAGAAAAAUUUCUUAUCAUGCAAAAACCAUUUUGUUUCCAGGGUAACAAGUACUUAAGUGCAUGCACAACUUGUUUUCCCUUGUAACACUCAUGAUCUCAUCCACGACUCUGAUUUUAAAA